UUAAAGCACGGGCUGCGAUGCCAGGAGCGCCCAGUCGGAUGCCGGGUCCAGGAUCCCGCUGGAGCGCUUCCAGGACUCUGCACCUGGUCACUUUCCUGCACUCCCACCUUGCGGGGCGCGCCGCUCAGCGGCUGUCUGGACGCAGCAGGUCUGCUAUUUUCAUUAGCAAUUGCCAUUUAGAGGAACAUUAUAUUUUCCAGUUCAAGUUGGAGGCACAGUAACGUCAAGAAUGGAUUUAAAAAAAUACGCAACGUUUUUAGAGGAAAUGUCACAGUUAAUUCUGAGUCAAAUGCCAAGAGCUGAAUAUUCCAGUUUAUUCAAUGACUUUGUUGAAUCUGAGUUUUUCCUGAUUGAUGGAGACUCAUUACUCAUCACAUUUAUAUGUGAACAGUCAUUAAAGAAAGGGCAGAAUCUCCACUUCUUCUAUCUGGUUGAACACUACCUUUUGGAUCUCACUAGUAAAGGAGGACAAUUUUCCAUAGUUUUUUUCAAGGAUGCUGAGUAUGCGUACUUCAACUUCCCUGAACUUCUUCCUCUGAGAACUGCCCUAAUCCUUCAUCUUCAGAAUAACACCACCAUUGACGUUCGAACUGAAUUUUCUGGAUGCUUAUCAGAUGAGUGGCAAGUUUUUUUGGAAGAGAGUUACCCGUAUUUCCUGAUAGUUGCAGAUGAAGGCCUGAACCAUCUACAAACACAUCUUUUCAAUUUCUUAAUCAUUCAGACUUGGUCAUUGAAAGUCAAUGUUGUGCUUUUCUCAGGGCAAGAAUCUUAUAUUCUUCGACUUUAUGCCUACCUUAUGCUAAGCUUGUCUAAACUACGGGAAUUUUUCAAGCAGAAUGUAAAGACGAUCAAGAGUGCUUAUGAAAUCCUGCUUAAACAAUGGGAAGAGUGCAGAGAUGUAGAAUUAGCAACAGUUUUUGGAGAUUUAAAAUGGGAAAAUAUGAUGGAAGAGGCAUGUGAGACUGCUUUUCUGCUUCAGCAAAUCUGGCCGGAAGGAGCUGACAUCCGGCAUGUCCUUUGUGUGACUUCCUGCGCGCUGACUUUGGAUCUGCACCAUCGUCGUUUAGAAAACAGAAGGAAGAGCACAUCUGGUCAGAAAACUGACACCCAAGAGGUGGAAGGUCACUGUUUAAGCCUGCAAGAGACAGAAGAUUUGUGCAAACUGUAUUGUCUCAGUGUGGUGUUUCUUCUCCACUUACCUCUUUCUCAAAGAGCUAGUGCUAGAUUCAUCACCUCCCCUUGGAUUCAGGAAAUUCAGACUUUCUUAAAAAUGAAAAGUUGGUGUGAAUACUUCAUCCUAAGUAACAUAAGCAUUUUUGAAUCUUGGAAUCUGGAUUUAAUUCACCUUUCUGACUUAAGUGAUGAGGCUUUGCUGAAGAACAUUGUUUUUUAUUAUGAAAAUGAAAAUGUACAAGGCCUGCAUUUGGAUUUGGGAGAAGGCAUCGCGAAGGAUUACGAACAUCUCUGGAAUGCAGUAUCGAAGUUGGUCAACGACUUUGAUGUUGGAAAGCCUUUUCCUCUGAGGACAACAAAACUUUGUUUUCUUAGGGAGACUCCAUCACCAAUCAAAGAUGGCUCUGAGGAAAAGAUGACUAGUUUGGGUUUUAUUCCGAUGUCAUCUGAUGUGGUUGAUAAGUUCGCUGGGGACAUUUUGAAAGAUUUUCCUUUCCUGAAAAGCGAUGAUCCUGUUGUCACUUCACUGGUUAAACAAAAGGCAUUUGAUGAACUGGUGCAUUGGCAUUCUCACAAGCCCCUCAGCGAUGAAUAUGACAGGACAAAGGGCCAGUUUGACGAAAAAUCUAGAGACCCACGUGUACUAAGAUCUGUGCAAAAAUAUCAUGUUUUUCAACGGUUUUAUGGAAAUUCAUUAGAAUCUGUCUCUUCAAAACUCAUUGUAACUGAAGCUACUAAGCCAAAAAAGAGUUUUGGUGAACCCAAGAACAAAAAGGCACAUGAGACCAAAGCUGAAAUAAUUACCAGAGAGAAUAAGAAGAGGUUAUUUGCCAAGGAAGAACAGAAAGAAGAACAAAAAUGGAAUGCUCUGUCAUUCUCUAUUGAAGAGGAAAUGAAAGAGAACCUAAUCUCUGGAAUAAAGAACCUCGAAGAUUUUUUGAAAUCAUGUAAAAGUAACUCGGUGAAAUUUCGAGUUGAAAUCGCAGGGCUGACUGCCUGCUUCACAGCGUGGAAAGAGCAUUGCCGAGGUGAAGGAAAAACCACGAAAGACUUAAGUAUAGCUGUUCAAAUGAUGAAAAGGAUCCACUCCUUGAUGGAAAAAUAUCCAGAACUUUUGCAAGAACCAGAUCAGCAACUCAUAGCCAGAUGUCUUCACUAUUUAGGAUUUCAUGAGUUGGCCAGUUCUUUAUGUCCAACCCAGGAUAUAAGAGAUGAAACAAAGGCGAAAAUGAUUAAGUAUUCAGUUGGCCUUGGACCAGCACGGUUUCAACUGCAGUACAUGGGGCAUUAUUUGAUCCGGGAGGAGAGAAAAGACCCAGACCCCAGGGUCCAGGAUUUUAUUCCUGACACAUGGCAGCGAGAGCUCCUGGAUGUAGUGGACAACCAUGAGUCAGCAGUGAUCGUGGCCCCGACGUCCUCGGGCAAAACCUACGCCUCCUACUACUGCAUGGAGAAAGUGUUGAAGGAGAGCAAUGAAGGGGUGGUCGUGUACGUGGCACCAACAAAGGCCCUUGUUAAUCAAGUAGCAGCAACUGUUCAGAAUCGUUAUGCUAAAAUUCUGCCAAAUGGGGAGGCUCUGUGUGGUGUUUUUACAAGGGAUUAUCGUCAUGAUGCCCUGAACUGUCAGGUACUUAUUACGGUGCCUGCCUGCUUUGAAAUUCUGCUGCUGGCUCCUCAUCGUCAACAAUGGGUGAAAAAGAUCCGAUAUGUUAUAUUUGAUGAGGUCCAUUGUCUUGGUGGAGAAAUUGGAGCAGAAAUCUGGGAGCAUCUCCUUGUCAUGAUCAGAUGUCCUUUUCUGGCCCUUUCUGCUACCAUAAGUAACCCUGAACAUCUCACUGUGUGGCUGCAGUCAGUGAAACAGUAUUGGAGACAAGAAGAUGCUUUAAUAGAAAAAAAAAUUGCUUCUAAAAAGAAUCAUGCCAGUCGUACCAAUUUCCCCAAAUAUUACUUUCGAAUAAGACAGUCGUAUAAAGUUAGACUUGUGCUCUAUGGAGAGAGAUACAAUGAUUUAGAGAAGUAUAUAUGCUCAGUAAAUGGCGAUGACGUCUACUUUGAACAUUUUCACCCAUGUGCUGCACUAACAACCGAUCAUAUCGAACGCUACGGAUUCCCGUCUGAUCUUUCCCUUUCACCUCGAGAGAGCGUCCAGCUUUAUGACACCAUGUUUCAAAUCUGGGACAGUUGGCCCCAGGCACAGGAACUAUGUCCAGAGAACUUCAUUCAUUUUAAGAAUAAAAUAGUCAUUAAGAAGUUGGAUGCUAGAAAAUAUGAAGAGAGCUUAAAGGCAGAGUUAAGGAACUGGAUUACAGAUGGCCACGUACAGCAGGCCAAAAUGGUACUGAAACAUCUUAGUCCUGAUUCGGAUGUUAGUACAGGAGACAUGGCAAGAACGUUCCCACUUCUUGUGGAGAAGCUAAGGGAAAUGGAGAAGUUGCCAGCACUGUUUUUCAUAUUCAGCUUAGAAGCUGUGGAAAACAGAGCUAAAAGUGUGAGCAAAUUCCUGGAGGAUAAACAGGAGAAAAGACGACCUCCCAAAGCUGAUAAGGAAGCCCAUGACAUGGCUAAUAAACUUCGAAAAGUAAAAAAAUCCAUAGAGAAACAGAAGAUGCUAGAUGAAAAAGGUCAGAAGAACAGAACUACAGACCAAAGCCUAAUACAUGAAGCUGAACAUGACAAUCUCCUGAAGAGUCUGGAGAAGAACCUGGAGACCCCCCAGGACUGCACAUACGCUGAUCGAAAAGUGAUAGACGCUGAGACUUUGCAGAUGGUGUUUGACCGAGUAAAAUUUCAAAGAAAAGGCCGCGAACUGAAAGAUUUGGCAGAAAGAGGUGUUGGAUAUCAUCACAGCUCCAUGGGCGCCAAAGAAAAACAGUUAGUUGAAAUUCUCUUUAGGAAAGGAUUUAUUAGGGUGGUGACAGCUACUGGAACACUUGCUUUGGGAAUCAACAUGCCUUGUAAAUCUGUGGUUUUUGCUCAAAACUCCAUCUAUCUGGAUGCUUUAAAUUACAGACAGAUGUCUGGUCGGGCUGGAAGACGAGGCCAGGACCAUCUAGGAGAUGUGUAUUUCUUUAAUAUUCCAUUGCCCAAAAUAGAAAAACUCAUAAAAUCCAAAGUUCCUGAACUGAGAGGACAGUUCCCUUUCAGCAUCACUUUGAUCCUGCGACUCAUGCUGUUGGUUUCCCGGGGAGAUGACCCAGAGGACGCCAAGGCCAAGGUGCUGUCUGUGCUCAAACAUUCACUGCUGUCCUUCAAACAACCCAGAGUCAUGGAGAUGCUAAAACUUUACUUCUUGUUUUCUUUGCAAUUCCUGAUGAAAGAGUGCUAUAUAGAUCAAGAAGGUAACCCAAUGGGUUUUGCUGGACUUGUAUCGCAUUUGCAUUAUCAUGAGCCUUCUAAUCUCGUUUUUGUCUAUUUUCUUGUAAGAGGACUUUUCCAUAAUCUUUGCCAGCCUACCAGGAAAGGCUCAAAGCAUUUUUCCCAAGAUACUAUGGAAAAGUUAUUAUUGGUAUUGGCAAAUCUGUUUGGAAGAAGGUAUCUUCCAGCAAAGUUCCAAGAUACUACCUUAAAGUUUUAUCAGUCAAAGGUAUUCCUUGAUGAUCUUCCUGAAGAUUUCAGUGCUGCUUUAAAUGAGUAUAACAUGAAUGUUACAAAGGACUUUGCAUCUUUCCUACAAAUCGUUUCCAAAUUGGCUGAUAUGAAACAGGAAUAUGAACUUCCAUUAUCAAAAAUUGAAUUCACAGGUAAAGAAUGUGAAGGCUCUCAACUUGUGUCUCACUUGAUGAACUGCAAGGAAGCAAGAGUAGCUAUUUCGCCAUUUGCUUGUCUGUCUGGAAAUUUUGAUAGUGAUUUACUUCAACCAGAAAUUUCAAAUCAUCUUACUCUGCGCACAAUUGGUAUCAAUCACACUCAAGCUCCUGUGCUGUGGAUGCAGAAAUUUGAUAACCGAGGAAGAAGGAUUCCACUUGAUGCUUAUGCGCUUGAUUUCUACAAACAUGGUUCCUUGAUGGGAUUGGUCCAGGACAACAGGCUAAAUGCAGGAGCAGCUUAUACAUUAUUGAAAGAUUUUUCACUCACCAUUACAGCUAUCAGUGUUUCUUUACGUGAACUAUGUGAAAACGAAGAUGACAACGUUGUCUUAGCAUUUGAACAACUGAGCAAAACCUUUUCUGAAAAAUUUAAUAAAGUCUAAAGACAGAGUCUGUGUAAGCCGCUUAAAAUAUUGCCAUGGGCAUUUCACAAAUCAUUUUUGAUUCUUAGGUUUUUAGAGCAAGUACUCAGUAACCAAACAAUUGCUAGCAAAUAUGGCACAUUCUAUAAUGAGUACUUCUGGAUAGAUUAUUCAGUAUUGUCUAAAUAUGAUAAGAGUCGGUGAACUCAAAAGGCUUCCAUAGCUUUGGCAACUCAUGACUGGAGCCUAAGGAGAUUACUGAUGCCAUAAACAAGAGUGUCAAUUCGUUAAGUCAACAACAGGAGUCACUGUGCACUUACUCCUCAUGUAGGAUCUCUGUCCUUAAUGUGGUGUACAUUGUGAUUUAAUGCUAUAACUAGUACUCAAACAGCAUUUUUCACUUUGUGUUUCUAUGUGGGUGCAAACUGUUGAAAUCUUUACUUAAUAUAUACUAAACUGAUCUUCUGUAUAUAAAGAGAAUUGAAAAUGAAUCUUGAUGUGAAUGG
Lepus europaeus (European hare) is the source of this 5847-nucleotide messenger RNA. Its product is annotated as probable ATP-dependent RNA helicase DDX60. NCBI's taxonomy places the organism in Eukaryota, Metazoa, Chordata, Mammalia, Lagomorpha, Leporidae. Gene Ontology annotation, biological process: defense response to virus. The record is from RefSeq and is a predicted model, not a curated record. Gene Ontology annotation, molecular function: ATP binding; single-stranded RNA binding; double-stranded RNA binding. Gene Ontology annotation, cellular component: cytoplasm. Bases 230 to 5362 code for a protein of 1710 amino acids. The transcript has 38 exons.